AUGGCACCGCACUUACUGCCAGUUUUACACGACAGCGACGACGAUGACCAGGUAAAAGUGAAAAGUGGAUUAUCAAAACAGACUGCCAAUUUUUCAGUAUUCAGACGACGACGAACAAUUGGAUAUAUAUUUAAAUCGAGAUUUUGGUAAUUUUCAAAGACUUUCGUUAAUUAAAGAACUUUUAGGCUUUAAUUCUGACUCUGACAAUGAGAACGUAAUAAUUGGCAGCGACGAUGAGGAAAUCGGAGACGGAUGGGGUCCGACACGUAAAUAAAUUAUUCAAUCGUAUCGUUUGUUGGUUUCUGAUUACAGAGGAUAGUACCGCCGAUCAAGAAGAGAAAAGCGAGGAAAAAGCUGUUGAAAUUGAAGAAAAGAUUGAUAACUUCUUGGAUUCACUGUUAAAUGAAAUAAAAUUGGAUUUGAAUUCGUGAGGGUAUGAAAUAAGAUAAAUGAUAACUUCGAAGUUUCAGAGAGCCCGCCUUAAUUCAAGAGGAUAAUGUCACAAGUGAACAAGUCGAAGAAGAACAUGUAAAUGAAGAAAUAAAAGAAGAUGAGGAACUUAGUGACGAAUCUGACGCUGAAACCGUGAUUUGCACGAGUUCUGAAGUCGGGAAUCACGCUGAUUUUGAGGAUGAAGUGAUAAAUUUUGAGGAGAGCACGGAAAAUGAAGAGAUUUCAGCUUGAUGAAAUUGCACAAAUUGAGAAAAUCACGGCGAUGGAAGAAGAAUGUGUGAAUCGCGAUGAUUUGCCUCAGUUUACGACGAGAAGGUUAGUUUUGCAGCUAAAACAUUCGAAAUUUUUGGUUCUUGACUUACUCAAAAUUUCAAAUCUUCGAAAAAAGAGACAAAAAUUGAAUUUUAGAACCGUCUACGGGCUCGCCUACAACGUGAUGAACGGCGGACCACUCAAACCUCUUCGAGUUUCCAAAAGUCUAUAAAAAUCAAUAAUUUUCCAAGUUUUCAGGAUGACGCCGUGACGAAAUCCGAGUGCUGGGUGGACUAUGCAAAAGUGGCUGUCAGUUUUAGGAAGAAAAAGCAUUUUUUUUUUAUUUUAAUCAAUUUUCAGUUGAAAAAAGUGAAACAAACUGAAGCGUUCCCUAAAAAAGUUGAGAUGAGGUCUCCGAUUCAAUUCGGAACCAAAUUGAAGGUUCUUUUCAAUAAUUUCAAUGCAAAUUGUAUGAUUUUCAGUUUCCAAACAUGGAAAAUACGACUAUUAUCACCAGGGGAAGCGAGAAAAUCGCAAAUUUGGAGACGAUCGACUUGCAGCGAAUUAUUCGCAACGCAUUUAACGCUAGGAAAUUCUGUGUUGUACUUUUUGGCGUGGAAGAUGAUGGAACGGUUAGUUAAAAAAAUAAAAAGUGGUUUGCCCAGGAUUUCUAUGUAAAAUGGAUAGAAAGUUGUAAAAAAAGCCAACGUUUGAUUUUGGUUCAUUUUUGAAGUCCCUACCUUAAUUUUCAGAACUGUAAGUUGAAAACUAGUCGAAAUCAAUUAUAUUGAUCAAAUUAUUCAAGCUUUAGCUUCAAAUAAUCGAUUUUUUUGCAAAAAAAUUUAGAAAAAUCGUGUAAGAAACUGUUUUUUUGUUAUUUUUCAUGCCUUAUUUCUCACUAGGAUAAGAUGAAAAACAUUUUUUUAGAAAUUGGAUUUGAAAGUUUUAUUAUAACUGCUUCGCGGCUGGCUUGAGACAUCGAAAAAAAUGGGUCCUGACACGAUAAUGCGCGAGAUAGUGUCUGGUUGCUGGAGAGCGCAGACAGGCCACGCCCUCUUUUUGUCCCAACUGUGAAUACAGUGGUGUCACUGAAGUUAGGAAUCAGAAUCCCCUUAAGGGAUUUUUUGUAUCUUCUAGUGACCACUUGAGUAUUUUUUUCCGUACCUGGGAAUUUUUACCUGUGACUAGGUUUCUCAUAAAUCCAGGUAACAGGGGAAGAAAAAAAAAUGAGUCUGCAGUAAAAAUUUUUCGAGAAAAAGAUGCUUCCUAAAAGCGUAUUCCUGGAUUUUUCAUCAUUUCGAUCUGAUUUUUCUGGAAUUCCAGGUCACCGGAAAUGAUCUGGACGCUGUCAAACGCGACAAUAUUCGUCUUGCUUUGGACACGGCGGUCCAAAAUGACUUUAUUCCCUCGAUUGAAAAUGUUCUGGACGUUUGUGACGCAAAUUUCGUCCCGGUUUUGGGAGCACCUACAGAUUCUACAUAUGUCACGAUCAUUCGGGUGAAGCAACGGAGAAAUCAGGUAAAAAAUGAAUCAAAAAAGAUUUGCCAAGUGCCCUUUCUAGGGUUCCUGACAACUUUAGGGCCAUUUAUUUUUGAUUUUAAACGUUUAGAAUGCUGAACGAGUAAGAUAUUUUGAGAGAAACGACUAAAUAAAAAAAUCAAAUUAGAAAAAUAAUUUCUGAAAAACAAGAAAGUUCAGAAAUCCUAUAGACAAGGUGCUGAAAAAAGCCAUCAAAAAUCACUUUCCUUUGAAAAAAUUCAAAUUUUGAGACUCAGUUUGCCAAAAACCGUUAUUUCCUGUUAGUUUUUCACCAUAAUGUUCCUUGCAGGUGUUAAGAGUGGUCCCUAUAGGGGUCAGGGGUAUAAACAGUCAUUAUAGGGACCGAAAAAGUAUUCCCCAUAGGGGUAAAAUCAAGGUGGUCUCUAUAAGAGUUCAGGGUUCGACUCCUUAGCCCCAAAAGCUUAAGUAGACCCUAUAGGGGUCUUUCAACUUCUUUGAAAUAACGCUUAUUUUUAUUGGACCCUGUAAGGGUUGGUAAAAUGGAAGGAACUCUUUAAGGGCCCCUAAGGUUGCCCCUAUAGGGACCAUUCUGGAGUCUCUAAGUAGACAUCCAUUCAAGCUCUUUUAUUGUUUACUGCACAUGAAACUGAUCAAUCAAGAUUUCUAAGUUAAAAGUUAGAAGGAAUAAUUUUUAAGAGAAAUAAUUUGAAAUGUAAAGAAAAAUAGGAUUUUUAGAAGGUUAUUCAUUUUUUCUACUGGCUAUGUCUUGAACUGAAAGUCCUUUAUUUAAUUUUCCUUGUUCAGAACUACAAAUUGGCCUCGGAUUCGAUCAAGGAAUAA
Caenorhabditis auriculariae is the source of this 3045-nucleotide messenger RNA. NCBI's taxonomy places the organism in Eukaryota, Metazoa, Nematoda, Chromadorea, Rhabditida, Rhabditidae. The record is from the annotation of a GenBank genome assembly.